UCCAAAGUCGUUUUCGUUUCAAGCGGAGCAUUAUUUUCCCCCCGUUUGUUUGCUCGGAACCACAAGCGAGCAGGCGAAAGGAGAUCGAAUGAUGCGUAUUAUUUAAAAGCACUGUCAAAGGAGUGACGCGCAAAUAAACCGAUCACACAGCCUGGCGGUACGAUGUUCUUCAACGUUGACCAUGACCGAAAAACUAGAAGCGCGUAUCGCUUGGCGACGUGUGUGGGCCUGCAUUGUGUGAUAAGUGAUCUCUGGAUGUAGGAAGUGCAACAGACAAGUGAUUUCUUCGUGUUAUCGCCACCUCACCGCAUGGCGUUCAAGUUGGCUCUUCGUGCCUCCAGCCUGAUGUUAUGAACCUUCAAAGUCUCUUUGAAGACUUCAAUCCUAGUCGUUUUCUAGUUCACUGCUGCCUAUUAGCGUUCACGCUACUCUUCUCGCUGAGGCUCGAUGGCGUCAUCUCAUGGAACUACUGGGUCGUAUUCCUUCCCCUUUGGAUCUGGAAGUUUAUGGUCAUCGUUGGAGCCGUUGUGGGCAGCUAUGUGUGGUGGACGCACCCACAAUACAGGAAUGAAGGGGAUGGUCGGGUCCACUACCAGGCCAUGGUCAUCAGCCUGUUCCUUCAGUGUCUGCUUCUCGUCUUUGAGGUGCUGGCCUGUGACAACCUGCAGAAUGACAGACACCUCUGGACACUUGUCUUUAUACCGCUCAUCUUCAUCUCUGUCCUCUCUAUCGCUGUGUGCAUCUGGGCCGUCAAGCACGACCGCUCGUUUGAGUUGGAGCUCUUCUGUUCUGUGAACGUGCUGCAGUUUAUAUUCCUGGCUCUCCAAUUGGACAAGUUCAUCCAGUGGAGCUGGGUGGUGGUUUUCGUGCCAUUGUGGAUAGUAAUGUGCCUGGCAGUGAUUGGGGUGCUCUAUGCUAUCAUCUUUGCGAGCAUCCUGUUGAGAACGCCUGAAGUGAGUCCUGAGCAGCGACGCACUAGCCUACACUCGGCCGUCUCCUACAGCAUGAUCGUGGGCCCCCUCCUUGUGUUCCUCGUGUUGCUGUCGAAUAAACUGGACACAGAGGACAGCCUUGGUUACACGGAAACUUGCACGCCCCUCUAUUUCACGUUCCUUGUUCUCAUCUUCCUGUCCUUUGGAUCCAAAGGGGGGAACCACUGGUGGUUUGGAAUCCGUAAGGACUUCUGCCAGUUCCUGUUGGGAGCUUGCCCACUACUUCAAGAGUACGGUAACAUUUCCUACAGCCUGCACAACAACGAAGCUGACAGCCCACCCUCAGUCGAUGCUGUUACCACUUUGGAGGUCAAGUCGAUACCUCGGCAGCGUCCCCGGAGUUCGGUGCUUGCCGAACCACGUCCCAUUGUAGCGGCGCUUGCUAUUGACACGCCUGAUUGAUAGCGCCGGCAAACAAGAGUUAGUUCUUUUUUUCCUCUGUAGUCGGAAAGCUCGCUGAGAAAAAGUAUGGGCCACUUUGAACCGAGGCAAGUGCUCAGUUCAACAUGGAUGUAUGGAGUUGUCUUUAUUUUGAGCAGUUGUACCGUAGCCUUGGGAAUUCAAUGCGAAAGCAUGUACUGUAAUAUGCAUGUACUGGAAAACAUCACGCCACCCCCAAACUUAAUCUAUCAACGCUAUACCACGCUCCUUCCAUGCAAGUGCUAGUCUUUUAAACAGUACCAUGAUCACUUCUACGAUCAGUAAAAAUAUUCACUGCUGGUGAAGUAGCACUGUUGUGGCAGAUAUUGUUACUUGAGGUACUAAUGAAUAUGGAAGGAAUUAUGUGACAUGGAGAAAAAAAAAUGUUCACGGCGAAUGUCUUAACACUAUGCAUAGCUCAUGUAGCAAGUAUCUUGCUUGCAAUUCUCAAGUGAGGCAUUCGCUUUACUAAGCUGCACUGCAAUGCACCUGUGGCACACAGUAAAGCAUGCUAAUGGUGAAAGGAGCUACCACUUAGUGCCUAUGUACUACUGUAGAACCCCUUUAUAAAAGAAGAGGUGGUAUAAAAGACACCAGUGUGCCUACAGUAAGAUACAAGGUGAUAGGAAAAUGCAUACGAGGUCUUCUGCCUACAAUAGACAUUGCAUAUAAAAGACAAGAAUUUCUGCUCGGAGCAUGCCUCGUAUAUAGGGGUUUAACUGUAGUUGAGGCCUAUAUCUUGUGUCAGAUUACCAAUUCACUAUUUUGUGAUUCCCUUCAGAUAUUAUUUUUUAUAUGUCCAGGUAUGGCUGUAUCACUGUGCAGGUUCAACUGUACAGCUAUAAUUGCGACCGUUUGUGUUCCUCCACUUUUACACCAACUCACUGAGGAGAAAAAAAAGGCGCAGCCUCACGUGCUUCCUUAAUGAUUUUAAACUCGGAUGGUCGUAGAAAGGCAGCAUUCUUUUUCAAGUUAAAAAGGCACUGUAGAAAAAUGAUUCCACGUUUAGCUAUACUGGUAGAUUGAAGAACUGGUACUGUAAUUACAGCAAGGCAUUUAUAUGACAAACUGUUAAGAGUAGCUAAUACAGGUGUCGCACAGUGUACUGCAGAUCACAAUGGACCUUUUUCCUAAUCGUAAAGCUACCUUCCCCACUAUGCAGUUUGUCCUCUUGCUGAAAACAGUGUAUUCGAGCACAGUUUGCUUAUGGUAUGAGGUGGAAAACAUAGACUCUCCUGUGUUGAUAUAGACGAGGAUUAUAGAAAAGCUAGGGCUUUAUCUAGGGCUUUGUCUCCACUUGAAGCAUCACCGGUGCUGCCAUUAGUAGGGUGAAUAUGCAUUGCAGAGAAGCGCACUUAAGAAUUAGGGAAAUCUAAGUGAUUGGCUCCCUUUUGCAGCUUGCCUAAAGGAACCAAUCACGAUCAAGAUGCUCGAUCUGUAGUGUGCCUGAUUGCAAUUGAAAAUCACCGUGUGACACCAGUAUAAAUUACUCGACUAAGAUGAAUUAAAGUCUUUUGUUGCUGCCAUUUCCUUGUUAUGACUAUCUAAAUUACUUUGGAAUAACUGUUCAUAUACUUUAACUUUGUUUUUGUGUACGUAUACUUUGGAAUAACUGUUCAUUUACUUUAACUUUGUUUUUAUGUACGUAUGACCUUCAUGGCUUGCUAUGGCUACAGAAUUCAGGGUGCUGCAAUAUGGCAAGCUUACGAAAGGUCCUGACACCACAUAAGAGCUGCGCAAGGUUGUUUUCCGUUACCACUUUGUAACUUAAGGCACUUUCGUUUGGCUCUUUCUGCAUUACUCCUAUUGAUGAAUGUUGCUUUAACAGAUGCAGCUUCAAAAUAUUCAAGCAACAAAUAUAGACUGAGUGAGAAGGACAACAAUGAGGUUGUGAAUGCAACAUUUGAUGCAGCACUUUCAAGCCUGUUUCACAGACAUAUGAGGCACCAUUGAUGUCUGGUGUAAUAUAAUGAUUCUGAUUAUUUUUUAUUUCUUCUAAACUCCAUACAUUCUUUAUUAGUGGCUUGUACAAAUUAGAUACUCUUACUGUUAUCUCCAGAACUUGUGCACUGGAUCAUUGCAUAUGAAUGGAUUUGAGUAGCUGUAGGUGGGUGUGAUUACUGUGGAAUAUGGCAAAAGCAAGCAAGUAUGAAGUUUUAUUAGUGUUGUGAAGGAAGAAAGUAGAGGUGUAGGGUUCUUGACUGUAUUGGGUUCUCUUGCACCACCUUUACAUGUUACUUUUACACACUGUUGCUUACAUUUGACAUUGUCAACGUUAAGGAACACCGAAGGGAAAUAAAAAGUUAGCUUAUACCUCUGUCACACCAGACGUUUUAAUGUCACUUUAAUGGAAUGAAAUUCACACCUAAUGGCAUCAUACGGCUGCUACACAUAUAUAUAUAUAUAUAUACUUUCAUUAGAAUCGAGUGAGUUAAGCCAUCAAAUGAGUUGGAGAAACCCAUACGCUGUUGCAGUCAAACUGAAUGUUUACAUUCUAAACCAGAGACUACGUAGAGGGGUGGCAUUUGGCAUUCUCAAUUGACCAACAUUUAUGCAAACACGCUAUUGAUGCUGAUUUUUCAGGGUAUCUAUCAUUUUGACGCGGACAAGAGUACGGAAGAACAAACUUCCUAUUCUAAGAAGACAUCCUUUCUCACUCUCUACUACAAUCGCCAACAUAGGGGAACGCAAGUUCAUAUUUUGCACUCGUUAAUAUUUGGUCGAUGUUUGAUUCCAGUAAAGAUGGUUUUAUCUUUCAGACGGAAUCUGAAAAUCGUUGUAAGAUGCGGGUAGGUGUAAAACUGCGUUGUAUAACUAAGGUUUUCAGUACGUUACUUUUAUGGAAAUUAUGCCAGGACCAAACCAAUUCGUCGUAAAAUGCGAGUCGUCGUGAAACCGGGAGACGUAUAAUCGUGUACCUUGCAGUUACCUGCUUCAUCUCUUUGGCAAUUUUUUUUCUCAAAUAUAGACAUUUAUAUUGUGAAGGAAUGGCAUUGCUUUAUUCCUGUGUAGCACCACCACGGAUCGAAUGACACUUGAACCUAAUAACAUUAACACCUCGAGUGUGACAGGGGUAUUAGACUGACAAUUUAUACUGUGGAGAAUGCAGUGUUGUUAAUCUCCCCACUAUAAGUUUAUCAAUGAAUGAAAAAAAUCACUUAAGAAGUUUAGCUUUUAAGUUUGACAGAUUUCAUCCCGAACUUCAAAGUGCUUUUCGUGUUUUGGCCACAUUGGCUCCAUGAAUUUUCCCGAAACUUGGCAUGUCAAGUCUCUGGCUUCCUGAGAAAACACUCUAUGUCAUUUUUAUCGAUAUGAACAACGUAGGCUUUAGUAUAAAGGGCGUGCAAAUCAGUGACGUCACGAUGACUAGUGCGGAAUGCCACCCGCAUUUUAUUAUUGUGCGUUCGCUUGCUUGCCAAGCUUUUUCUUGCAGCAAGCGUGAUGUUUACAUAAAAAAAUUUGUUUUGCUAUUUAGUGCCCUUAAAGGUACAAUGCCGGUUGCAUGAAAUGCACCCUCUCCCUUAACAGUAAUUAUCGUGGUAACCCAAAACAGGUUUUACGCCUGUCCCAUGGAUUCUUUAAAGAGUUUGGUGUAAUGGAAUAUAUGAGAGUGAGGCUUUUUUCUUCACCUGUCACAUGUUAGACUAGUGUUACCUUUGCUCAAACUAAACAAUCGAAGUGGGUGCAAUGAAAUGAAAUUUUCAAGUGAGCAUGUUUUGUUGUUUUGGCAGCAUUACUUCCAUCGCUGAGUACAUUCACUACGUAGGACAAUGAGAGUGCUGUGAAGUUAAGGAAAAACAAUAAAAAAUGAUCUGAAACCACAGCUGAACAUAGUGUUGCGAACUUAGUUAACUCUAAAGAAAUGUGUUUCUGAAGGUGGCACGCAAAAAAAAUUGUCUUUCGCUAAUGUUGAACAAUUGUUAUUACUUCGUUUGCCUAAAGCUUGGUGAGCGCCUUAUGCAGGAUACAAAUUUUCUAAUGCUUUGUAGACAAUGGUUAUAAUAUAUAUUUUUGAUUGACUAAAACAGCUUGUGGUAGUGCUGUUAGAACUAAGGUUUUUUUUUGUGUGUGCAGUGAAUCCACAUUUUAAACUAAGUAACCGCAUUCAUUGCUAUUUGCUAUUGCACUUUUCGUGUGCUCACAUUAGUUUUUGGCUCUGAUUACAAUUUUCCUUAAGAUUUCGCACUCUUCAUAGUUUGGAAAGCAGGUAACUGCUCUGUACGCUGUUUUCCCGUGAUGUGUUAUGACGUCACUUGUGACGUGCGUACCAUGAGAGACUGGGUAGUUAAAACGGGCGAAUAUGUCUGCGUGCUUCCUGCUAAAAAUGCCAACUUAUGCUUUAAAAACUACAUGGUACCACCCAACGCCCAUUCACCCAACCAUUUUUUGUCUUGUUUCAUUGCUGUCGCAACACUGUUUUCUUCCUAUAGUUUCAUUUUAAAGGGGCCAACAACUGGCCAUAAUGUGACGUUAGAUCCUGAUUGAAUGAAGGGACCGUGAAUUAUAAUGAACAGAUUCAAGCAUCCUUUUUACUGUCUCGGUAAGACUUCUAAUUUUAAAUUGUGUGUAAACGUAACAACAUCCUUAUUGCCACGCAGCCUUGCAGAAGAGCCUUGAGGCUGGAUUAUGGAGUCAUUCACUUUACUGUAUGCAGUCUGAUGCUUUUAUGCACACCAUAAUUAGAUUGUGUAUAUUAUUGUCUGUCCCCACUUUAUUUCGUGUUGCUUACAAGGUAGAAGGAGUUGCACACUGUGAAGCGACGCUGCCUUUGUGUUAAUAAAGAAGCAAUCGGAGCGACGGUGCAUGAUUAGGUUGUCGCUUACGCAAGUCGCUGUCCUGUUCAAGUCGCUGUUUAAAGCAGGUGUUGUGCAUAUUGAACUUUGUAGUCGCCUGAAGUUUAGAAGUUUUGAUUGUAACUGUUUCAUGUUUUCCACGUUAUAGUCCUGUGAUCAGACACUCUGACUGGUAACCUUUCUUUUGAACUAAAUGGAACAGGUACCAUAAAAUUUGGUUGUCGGCCCUUUUAAAAAUGUCCAUUGAAGCCAGCCACUUCUGAAGCUCAAGUCCUUGCACUAUCCGGCCCUCUGAUUUGAUGGAAAUUUCUCCCAAGCACCCACUUACAAUCACUCAAUCAUUGUGCUGGCACUUAUGUGCAGUUGGUAGAUUUUUGCAACAUUCUUUCUUUUACUUUGCAGCUUUAUAAACUAUUGCAGGCUUCUUCGCUAAAUCAAAAAUCUAAGCAUAUCGACUUCCACAUUAGUAGGAAGUCUCUCAAGGGACCCCGUAAAAGAGGGCAGGGUGACAGACAAGGCUGUCCACUACUGCCUUUGGUAACGAUACUAUGGCUUGUUUUUGAACGUUUCAUAGAUAAUAUAUUUUUGUGGUGUUUCAAUGAUGCAGUGAGACACAAAAUGGAUGGUUGAAUGAGGCAUUGUUAUUUGCGUUAUCCUGACAGUUCUGGGUGUUGCAAGAAAAUUUUCGAUUGGAAGUAUUAUAUGUAGAUGCCAAAGCUGACAAAUGUUAAUCAGAUAAAUGUUUUUCUUUGCGUCAUUCAAGUUCCCAUUGAAAGCAACUGAAUUCUGUAUUUGAGCGGCAUGCUCACUGGGACUUCAGAAAACAGGUGUCGCGACUUCUCUUGAAAUUUUUGAUUGCUACAGACCUCGCAUGUGACUGGUGAUAAGGGACAAUUAUGUUUGGGUUGGGGUAUAGUGCAGCGAGAUAGAGUACCCGCACAAUACUGCACAUGGGAUAGCACAAAGGCCGCCGUCAUAUGCAGGCUUAUGUCGUGCUAUGCACGAUUUUUAUUUUAAAAGCCUGCUCGUGAUUAGUUAAAAAACAAACAAAUGACAUUAGCUACAAUUAGCAAAAAGGAAACCGGGCGGGGCAAUUGCCUGAAAAUUAUGCAAGGCUAGGUCCGCCGGCAACCUACAACAUCCUUAAUCUUAACCGCUGUAAGUAGUUACUGAUACUGUGUAGACACCGUUUGUUAUUGGGGCAAUGUUUUUCUUCUUGCGUUGCUUUGCCAUUAUAGAGUGUGAGGAGUUAUUGGUAUUUAUGGCAUGGUGUUCAAGUCCAGGACUGAUGUGUAACUAGCUUGAACAUGUUGUCUAGCUUGUGUAAACAUAAACAUGGGGAAGACAGUGUGCUUUGCAUUGGAAUCGUAUGGUACUGCACGGCGUGCUGUGAAUAUCAUCAGCACAUAAAAAGCACUUGUGCCUUACACAGUUUUCUGUCAAGGCACAACACUUGGGCCUGAAACAAACUGCAAAAGUGGCAUCGAUGCAGUGACCUUUCCAAUGGCUGAACAGCGGCAGGCAUGGGCUUGUCUGCACUGAGGAUUUAUUUGUUGCUUUGUGUGACGGCCAUUAUUUUUGUUCUCUUUGUUAUUUAACACUUAGAGUGUUGUUAAUGUUGAAUUCCUGAGCUUUCCCUUGUACACAUCGUGUGUUGUUCCUUUAGUGUUGUGUCAAUGUUAGUUGCAUGCUAUUAUGUGUUGAUUUUGAUUGAAUGAAAACCCUUUUCACUGUUUGUUUUGUUAAUGCUGGUCUGAUCAGCUAACUAUGCAUAUCACUAUGCUUAUUCUACCCUCUCUCCAGAAUUUUUAUUCUGCUUUGUCAGGAUUGCACUGCGUACACUGCUAUGCAUUUCUACACAUAGAAUUUAUGGCUCUCGGUUUGUCUUCCCACUCCUGUAUUGAGCAUAGUUGCAAAUAAUGCAUUUAUGCAGCACCUGCUUUAGAUAAUAUCUCAAUAUUGUGUCAAGCAUGUGUUUUUGUACCAUGUUUCUGUGUCGACAGGUAAAUUGUCCCAAAAAGAGCAAAGCAAUACUGAAAGUCACAUAUAAAAACAGGCAGAUAAAUUACUUAUUUGCCUAGAAGUAAUGGUUGUUAGCGGUACUACAAUGCAAUUAGGCUGUUCAGGCAAUAAAGAUGGCCACACACCACAAAUGCAAACCCAGCUGACUGGGUGACUUGAAAUGCAAGUGUGUAUUUUAACAUUCUACUAAGGCACAAACAAUAAAAAAUUCAUGUUAUGUCACAUUGAA
Molecule: messenger RNA, 8456 nt
Organism: Rhipicephalus microplus (southern cattle tick)
Lineage: Eukaryota; Metazoa; Arthropoda; Arachnida; Ixodida; Ixodidae
Product: transmembrane protein 185A
Source: RefSeq, a predicted model, not a curated record